GAGAUAAGAGCUGACAGCUGGAGAGAGGGGCCUGUCUAUUUUUGGGUUUGUCGGCCCUGAGCACCACAUUCCGUGCUCCUCCCCGGCUCGGAAGGCACACUUUUCAACCUCCUCGCCGCUUCUCUCUGCUUCUAGUCUUUCUUCGUGUUUCCCAGGCCCAGAAACUUCCAGAAGAGCAACCGGUGAAGUACUUCAGCUGAAGCGGACUGCAUGCGCUUUCACUUACUGAGAGGAAAAGAAACCUGCCAGGUCCUGUUAGUCCAAGCCAGCUAAUUUGAGAGCGGCUCAGUGUGAUCAUGGCUCUCCUCUGUUACAACAAAGGCUGUGGAGAAAGAUACAACCAAGAGGAGAACUCUGAUGAUGCCUGCCUCUAUCACUCGGGGUACCCCAUAUUCCACGAUGCCUUGAAGGGCUGGUCAUGCUGUAGAAAAAAGACGACUGACUUCUCUGAGUUCCUGUCUAUAAAGGGCUGCACUCGGGGUCGCCAUAGCAACGAGAAGCCCACCGAGCCCAUGCGGCCGCAGGUCAGCUCCGACAAGGCUGGCAGUGAGCGCCCCCCUGUGGACACCGAGAUCAUCUUCAGCGGUCCCAAGUCAGCGGAGAAGCUGCAGAGGGAGAGGCCCAGUUCUGAGGAGCCCAAGACCAAGCUGCCCGUCACAGUGUCCCAGUCUCUCAAACAGGCUCUGGAGAAACUGCGGGCAUCCGAGACAAACGAAGCUGCCCAGAAAGACAGUAAUGUGGUGAUCCCUGGAACCAGGUGCAAGAACUCGGGCUGCAAGACGUCUUACGGUGGUCCAGAGACAAACGCUGAGGCCUGUAUCCAUCACCCUGGGGCCCCUGUCUUCCAUGAAGGGUAUAAAUACUGGAGCUGCUGCUGUAUAAAAACCACUGACUUCAACGCCUUCCUGGAUCAGAAGGGCUGCACCACAGGCAAACACACCUGGGUCCAGAAAAAAAACAAGAAGAUGGUGGCGUGCCGGCAUGAUUGGCACCAGACGGGCAGCCAGGUGGUGAUCACAGUGUAUGCCAAGAACGCAGUGCAGGAGCAGUCCUACAUCGAGGCCAACCGCACCACGCUGACCAUCCACAUCCAGUUUGACGGGGACAAAGAGUUUCACCAGGAACUCCAUCUCUGGGGGGUGAUCAGCGUGGAGCGGAGCGCUGUGAAAAUGGUGCCCUCCAAGGUGGAGCUGACCCUGGUCAAGGCGGACGCCGUGUCCUGGGGCAAGCUGGAGGACCCGCGGGCGCGGACCGAGCAAGCGAGCGAGAGCGUGGAGGAGAGCGGGCCCAGCGAGGAGGCCAGGCCUGUCUGGGACGACUCCGAUGACGAUAUCAGUAUCAGCGACUCUGACGAGGAGUACACGAAAUAGCACCCCUGCUUUCUUUGUAUUUAUAUAUCCCUCAUUUCCUUUGACCUCCUCACCAUGUAUCCCGGCUUCACUCUCUCCUAUCUCCCAUUACCUCCCUUUCUCCCAUUAACCUUGUUGGAAAUUCCAGCAAAGACCAGUACUGGUUUCAUGCCAGUUAGCUGUGCUGGUUUGCAACUGGCUCUGCUGUUUCUAAAGAUAAUGCUGAUUAAAGAGCAGGCUUUGCUGGUUUAAAAAAAAUAAUAAAAAAUCCUAUACUAAUCCACACCCUUAACUAAAUAUACUGUAGUUGCUAGAAAUAUCUUUUCCUACCCCAUUUCUAUACUGUCCAGCAAUACCAUUAAAAGUGUCAUUAUUAUUAACACAGUAACCUCAACAGCACAACUACAUGACUAAUUAAUGACGUCAACACACAUUCUAAUACUGUGUGUCAGUAGUGAAGGAUCUAUUUACUGUUGUGCUGCUGUGAGUCUGAAUGUCUGAUUGGCUCGGCAAUGUCCACAUUGUAUUGCAUACGUCUGUUACACUGGAAUCCUAAUAAAAUAUGUGUUGACUAGAA
This is a messenger RNA of Acipenser ruthenus (sterlet), 1926 nucleotides long. RefSeq names its product cysteine and histidine-rich domain-containing protein 1-like. The transcript is spliced from 11 exons. NCBI's taxonomy places the organism in Eukaryota, Metazoa, Chordata, Actinopteri, Acipenseriformes, Acipenseridae. The record is from RefSeq and is a predicted model, not a curated record. Bases 297 to 1370 code for a protein of 357 amino acids.